Pogona vitticeps (central bearded dragon) is the source of this 2599-nucleotide messenger RNA. RefSeq names its product ral guanine nucleotide dissociation stimulator like 3 (gene RGL3). Gene Ontology annotation, molecular function: guanyl-nucleotide exchange factor activity. Lineage: Eukaryota; Metazoa; Chordata; Lepidosauria; Squamata; Agamidae. Gene Ontology annotation, biological process: Ras protein signal transduction. The record is from RefSeq and is a predicted model, not a curated record. Gene Ontology annotation, cellular component: plasma membrane.
GGAGGGGAGCUGAGGAUGGGCAAAACGGAGCUUGCAAUGACACCCCUACAACAGUGGGGUGAAGAGGUAGAAGACGGGGCCAUCUACAGCAUCAUCCUUGAGCGAGUGAAGGCAGAGGCUGUGGCCAACAGACCUUGCCACCUGCAGGAGGACUCCAGCCUCCCUGAGUGCCCUUUUGUCCAGUACCGCACUUGCAAGAGGCGUGUGCUGAGGGCGGCCACCCUUCCCAGGCUGGUGAAGUGGCUCGUGGCCGCCAAGGCUGAAGGAGACCUGGACUACGUACCCAGCUUCUUGGCCACCUACCAGGCCUUCGCCACAUCUGCGCAGGUGUUGGAGCUGCUGCUGCCACUGGGACCAAACAACUGCAGGGCAGUCCUACAGGUAUUGGAACUGUGGCUGCAGCAUCACCCUGAGGAUUUUUGGGAGCCCCCGGAGCACCACAACCUGCAAAAAGUCUUGCACUUCCUGCACCAGUCUGCUCCUGACUCCCCAGCAUAUGCCCUGGCAGGAAGGCUGCUGCAAGGCGACAAACAAAAGGAGGAGGAGGAGGAAGAAGAAGAAGAAGAAGAAGAAAGGAGUAAGGCAACAUCAGCUGCGGCCAACGCAGGAGGAGAAUCUCUGGGGAUGGGCAUGGCACAGGCGACAAGAGAGGUAGCUGAAGCAGGGGAGAGCAAGGAGAUGCCAGUCUUGUUGUCCUUCCCUUUGGAUGAAGUGGCUGAGCAGCUGACCCUGAUGGAUGCGGAUCUUUUCAGAGCGGUGAGACCCUUUCAUUGCACGGGUUGUGUCUGGUCCCAUAGGGACAAGAAGGAGAAUCAACACAUGGCUCCCACUGUCCGUGCCACUGUGGCCCAGUUCAAUGCAGUCACCAGCUGUGUCAUCACAUCCGUGCUUGGAGACCUGACCUUGCGUACUCCCCAACGUGCACACUUGCUAGAGAAAUGGAUCAGCGUUGCCCAGCACUGCCGGGCCCUACGAAAUUUCUCCUCAUUGCAUGCCAUCCUCUCUGCUUUACAAUCCAACUCCAUCUAUCGUCUUAAGCGGACCUGGGCUGCUGUCAACAGGGAGUCUCGGAGCACUUUUCGAAAGCUCUCACAGAUCUUUUCUGAAGAUAAUAAUUACUUGAACUGCCGGGAAAUCCUGAUGCAGGAAGGAGGGACCGAGAGUUCUUGCGAUGGACAAAGCAGCCCUCAAAUGCCAGCUGGGUCAUCUCUGCUGCUCAGACCUCAGAGCAGGCCAGUGGCUCCCACCAUCCCUUAUCUUGGCACCUUUUUGACAGAUCUGAUCAUGCUGGAUACAGCACUGCCAGAUUUUCUGGAGGGCAACCUCAUUAACUUUGAGAAGAGGCGCAAGGAAGCAGCUAUCCUGUCUUGCAUCUAUCACCUGCAAGAAUCAUGUCAGGGAUACAACCUUUCUCUAAACCCAUCCUUCCGUGAUGCCUUCCACCAGCAUCAGCAGUUAUCUGAGGAACAAAGUUACCGGAUCUCACGGGUGAUUGAACCGACGGCCGACUCGUGUCCUAACUCUCCAAAGCUGCAUCGUAGCCUGACCAAGCGCUUCAGCUCACUUCUCCUGGGCUCAGACUCUUCUGGUGCUCCUUCAGGCCCUGAUAGAUCUGGAAUUUCACCACUGGGCUCCUGCAGCAGCCUUAACUCUGAGGAUGGAUCCAAUGCCCCUUGUUCCCCAACUUGGGGAUCUCCCACUGUCAAGAAUUUCCCUGUAUCUCAGCCAAGAACCUCUUCUCCAUUGGAACUGCCUCCAGCUUCUCCUAUCUCUAAGCAAAGAGGGACAGAAUCUCGUAUCGUUCGUGUCAGUAUGGAUAAUGAGCAUGACAAUGGCAAUCUUUAUCGUAGCAUUGUGAUCACCAGCCAAGACAAGACCACAGCUGUAGUACAGCGUGCCUUGCAGAAGCACAACCUGGAAGGGGACUCCCCAUGCAACUACCGACUCCUACAGCUUUUGGGGGAUGGUCAAGAGCUGCUGAUUCCUGAAGGUGCCAACGCUUUCUACGCUAUGAAUCCCGCUGGUCCUCACGACUUCCUCCUGAGCCUCAAGGAGGAAGCCACUGUACCCCGAAGUCUGGGCACUACACAGCUUGGUGGCAAAACAGCUCCCCACAGUCCCCUCACAUUCAAGGACUUUGGCACCAGAACUCCUGCUGCCACUUUGCACCCCACACUUUCUGGUCACAGCCCACACUCAGCACCCCCCAGCCCAGUUCAUCUUGGCCCACCAUCUCCUGCUGUGCCACCGCAGCUCAGGCCGUAUCUCCUGACACCUCCUCCAUCUCCAGCUUCUUCUCCAUGGUUUCCAGGAAUUCAGCCACCAAGGUGCCUUCCGGAGUCUCCUCCUUUCUCCUUGUCCCUGCCUCUUCCUCAGCACUCGAUGACCCUGGGACCCUUCAGGCCCGCCCCACCUGAGACUGUUCUGCCCUCUCCCUUGCAGAGCCCACAGACCUCUUCUUCGGUGUCCCAGGUAAACCCCGGCUAUUCCCUAGGGGCCUCCCCCAACCCCUGUGCUGCCCCUCCCUUUUCAGCGCCGUGAGGUUUUCGAGGUGGCCGAGUGGUCCAAACACCAUUUCCCAAGGCAGCCCAGAAGUGGA